AUGGGUUUUCCUCCUAGAUUUAGCUCUUGGGUGAUUAGCUGUGUACAAGAUCCUAAAUUCUUGAUUCUCAUAAAUGGCCAAUUAAUUGAGGGGAUUAUGGCUAAAUGUGGGUUUCGUCAGGGUUGUCCAUUAUCACAGUACCUUUUUAUUCUCUGUUCGGAGUUGAUCUCUGCACACAUCCAUCAGAAUUUCAAGGAGCUGGGUGUUCCAAUAAGAAGGGGGGGACCUCCUGUCUCCCACCUUCUUUAUGCUGACGAUAUUUUAGUUUUUGCAGGUGCAUCUAUUCCAAAUGUGAAGAAGGUGUCUUCCAUUCUGGAGGAGUAUUGUUCUUGGACUGGACAAAAAGUGAAUAGAAGUAAAUCAUAUAUACUAUUCAGCAAAUCUACUUCCUCUUCUACAAGAUCUUGGCUUGCAAAAAUUACUGGAUGUAGGAAGGUAGAAGAAAUGGAAUACUUGGGUAUCAAGUUUGCUUUGAGAAGACUUACAAGAAAAGACUUUGCCCCUUUGUUGCAGCAAGCUCGGGUUAAAACAAUGGCAUGGGGUGUUAGACACCUUUCUAUGGCAGGUAGAGUCACUUUGAUAAAUUCACUUUUGAUUCCCUCUUAUGUUUACUUGGUGACUCAUACUUUAGUCCCAAGAGGUAUUUUAAAUGAGGUGGAGAAAGUUUGUAGAAACUUCCUUUGGGAUGCUGAUGCUAAUCAUAAAGGUAUCCAUUAUGCAUCAUGGAAAAUGGUAUCUAGACCAAGGAGGAUGGGAGGACUUGGGUUUCAUGCUAAUGUCAAUUGGGUUGGCCCUCUUAGAGAAAUUGCAUGGGAGUACAUUAGUAAACCCAGAUGUUUGCUGCAUAGGUGUAUGGUGCAGAAAUAUGGGAAGUGGCCAUGGGUGGAGGCAUUUAAACGUGGAGAUUCGACUGUAUGGAAGCUUAUUUGUAAUGGGGCAAUAAGCUUAGGCUGUUGUGUUAGAUGGAAGGUUGUGAAUGGCAGCAAUAUUGACAUUCUAAAUCAUAUUUGGAUAUGGGAUAGGGCUAUAUCGAUGUGGCCUACAUUUUAUGACAUAGUAGCAGUUGAAGAUCUCUCUGUAGCGGAACUAAUUACAGAAUCUGGGAAUUGGGAUGUGCAAAAACUGCUAGUAUACUUUGGAGAGGAUCUUGUUGAUAAAAUUGUGGAAAUUAAAAUCUGGAAAGAUUUGGAGGAGGACUCGCUUGAGCUGAUGAAAAUCCCUAUUGGUUCCACGGUUUCAGCUAUGGUUUACAAUAGCAUAUUUGUGGAAGAGGAUGAUCCAAGCUGUGUAAUCUUAAAGAUGGGACUAAGGCUGAGAGAGCGUUUGUUCUGGUGGAGGAUUUUCAAAAACAUUGUUCCAACUAAUAGUUUGUUACAUGCUCGGGGCUUUGAGGUUGAUGUGAACUGUCCAGCUGGAUGCUGUUUGGUAAAAGAUUUAAACCAUAUCACAAUUAAGUGCAAGCAGCUUUUGGAGGUGUUGGAAAUUCUGGAUGGCUGGGGAUUUUGUACACCUCGGUUCAGCUCUUUUGAAGAAAUGCUGAUGGCGUUAGAGAGGAAUGCUUAUUGUAAGGAUAAUGGAGGAAUAGGGAUGGUAGUUCGGGACAGCUAUGGGAAAUUGAUAGUGGAAGCUGGUUGGAGUAUAAACCACUGGGAUUCCACUCGAGUGGAAAUGAUGGCUAUGCAGUAUAUUGAUAAGCUACUUGAGGAUUGGAUGUUUGAUCUUAAGGGGGUGAUUAUUGAGGGAGACAACUCAAGUGUAAUCAAGAGGUUUAACAGAGCAGCACAUUUCUGUGCUCAUAGAGCUUUAGUUACUUCUUUUCGUUGGGAUAUAGGAGAGAUUAAUAAUGUUAUUCCUCAAGAUUUUUCUGAUAUUCUUGAGGAAGAUAGUAGUUUAUUUUUUUCUGUUUAA
Molecule: messenger RNA, 1908 nt
Organism: Dendrobium catenatum
Lineage: Eukaryota; Viridiplantae; Streptophyta; Magnoliopsida; Asparagales; Orchidaceae
Exons: 3
Coding region: 1-1908 (635 amino acids)
Source: RefSeq, a predicted model, not a curated record